AUGGUCGCAGACAUGGAUGGAGAAAAGCGGAAAAUAAGUAUCUGCUCACGGCAAGAGCCGUCAGCUGCACUGAAGAUCUUGAAAGAUGGGAACAACAAACGUGACGAAAUCCCUGAUAGAGUGACUCUGAAAAAAGAAAUAGGACUUUUAAGCGCCUGUACAAUAAUCAUAGGUAAGGUUGGUAAAAGUGUAUUGCAUUUUAGAAUCUAUUACAUGGGGGUGUUUGGUCAUUGCUUUAUUUAAUAAAAUAACUUUGAUGUAAGUUUGCCAUUUACAGACAAUUUGCCCUUGCUGAAUUGAAAAUUAGUUUUCCAAUUAUGGAUUAUGUGUCAUUAAAGUCAGUAUCCUAUAUUUGUAAUGGUUAGAAAUAGGCCCAUCUUCUCACCUGUCAUGAUAAGAAGAUGGUCCUAUAUGACGCGAGUGCGACUACAUGAGAAAUAGAUGUGCAUUAAAUGUCUACCUCAAUGCUUACGUAGCCAAAAUAUAUGAAUUAGUAGGACAUUGGUUGUCAAGCAGAAGAAAAUUGUCUGCUGAAGCAGAGGAAAUGGCAGGGGCCGCUUUAAUAAAUCUAAUUCACUUGUUGAAGGGUGCAAAUGAAGAUAUAGGCCCAAGUUACACCUACAGUAGGGUAAAUGCCACUAUACAGUCUGGAAGAUGCAUGGUUUUGAUAGUCAGGGGCCCCCAACCUGCUGAUGAAAAUCCUGAAGCUUUCAAUAUGCGCUGUUGCAUUUAUUACAUAUGUUCUGACUUGACUGUUAAAAAGAGUUUCAGAGUUACUGUAAAAUGAUUAUUAAUAAUAAUAGGCCUAUGCUCUUUAUGCCAUUUCUACUGACAUUGAUGUUUUUCAAUUACAUUUACUCUCCGACCUACUCUUGUGGCUUUUGGUUAGUUACAUUAGUGCAGUUUUUGAUCAAGAUCAGUCCUGAAUUAAGACCUCAAACAGGAGCAAAAAGUGAAAAAUCCCUUUGAAUCAGUCUCCUGUCUCCUUGUGUGUGUGGAAGAGAGACUGAGUACAGACUAUCAACUGUGAUUGAGCAAUUGAAGUUGAGCAAUCCAGACCAGGAAGUCCAUGCUAGCAUCCACCCUGUUGUUUCAAAGUUAUACAUCUUACUCCCCAACCUGGACUCAGGGGUAGACGUAACAUAGUAAAUGUAAAACCGACCCAUUUCAAUUAGUAUGAUAUGUUAAGUUUGGUAUGUUAUGUAUUAAUUUGUGGAUGUCCAUUACGGAGUGAACGUUAUUUAUAAUAAGGGUUACAUGGAGAAAAUCGGACCUCUCUGAAAUGAAAAUGGACGGCCCUCCCUUCAGCAAAACAUAUUUAACCUAAAUCCUGAACCCUUGAAAAAAAAACUAGUGACCCUCCCCUAUCCCCAAAAUAAUAAUUAAAACAAAGUGGAUAGCAGAGAACAUGUUUACCCUCACUUCUUGGACAGACCAGAGCCUUAGAUAUGGAUUUUUAGAAACUGUUCUUUGUCCUGUAAGCAUUACAUAGCAACGCAAUAAUUUUGAUUCACAGACCACCGUGGACAAGAGUAGGGGUAGAGAGAUCUCCUUUAUAGUAAAAGGAUUGCAUGAAUCUGUCGUCGUAUGUGCAGGUCAGAGAAAAAAUUGCCUUUUAUAAAAAUGUCAUGCAAUUCUACGUAAUUUUACAUAUUAGCAGAAUAUUUUUUAAUACCACACAAAUUAUUGAAAUUACAGGCAAAAAAUGGACAGAGAGAUAGGCCUAUGUGUUCAUCUUAUCAUAUUUCUCCAAGGCCAAAUCAGUGUGUCUUGUUUGCAACUAAACUGUCCCUGUUUGCAAAUAACUACAUCUGAGACGUCAUUAGGAAUCUGAGCAUGGUACUUUCAAAAGUUAGGCCGACCUUUCCACCCCAGACAGAGUAGCCCUACCAAUGCAGAAAAAUGUAAGCUUUAACUGCUGACUACUCUUCUUCUGUGGCUUAACCCAAUGAGAGAGAAGGUCACAAGUGUUUCCCAAAAAGCUGUCUGGGUGUAAACAUGUUCUAUUGUACAGAAAGUGGCUAGCUUAUUCAAUUGAUAUUGACAGAAUUAGAUUACAGUGCAUUCGGAAAGUAUUCAGACCUCUUGACUUUUUCCACAUUUUGUUACGUUACAGCUUUAUUCUAAACUGGAUUAAAUUGUUUUUUUUCCCCUCAUCAAUCUACACACAAUACCCCAUAAUGACGAAGCAAAAACAGGUUUUUAGAUUUUUUUGCAAAUUAAUUCAUAAUAAAAAACGGAAAUAUGACAUUUACAUAAGUAUUCAGACCCUUUACUCAGUACUUUGUUGAAGCACCUUUGCGAUUACAGCCUAGAGUCUUCUUGGGUAUGAUGCUACAAGCUUGGAACACCUGUAUUUGGGGAGUUUCUCCCAUUAAUCUUUGCAGAUCCUCUCAAGCUCUGUCAGGUUGAAUGGGGAGCGUCACUGAACAGCUAUUUUCAGGUCUCUCCAGAGAUGUUCGAUCGGGUUCAAGUUCGGGCUCUACCUGGGCCACUCAAGGACAUUCAGACUUGUUCUGAAGCCACUCCUGCGUUGUCUUGGUUGUGUGCUUAGGGUUGUUGUCCUGUUGGAAGGUGAACCUUCGCCCCAGUCUGAGGUCCUGAGCACUCUGGAGCAGGUUUUUAUCAAGGAUCUCUCUGUACUUUGCUCCGUUCAUCUCUCCCACGAUCCUGACUAGUCUCCCAGAACCUGCCGCUGAAAAACAUCCCCACAGCAGGAUGCUGCUACCACCAUGCUUCACCGUAGGGAUGGUCACAGGUUUCCUCCAGGCGUGACGCUUGGCAUUCAAGCAAAAUAGUUCAAUCUUGAUUUCAUCAUACCAGAGAAUCUUGUUUCUCAUGGUCUGAGUCCUUUAGGUGACUUUUGGCAAACUCCAAGUGAGCUGUCAUGUGCCUUUUACUGAGGAUUGGCUUCCGUCUGGCCACUCUACCAUAAAGGCCUGAUUGGUGGAGUGCUGCAGAGAUGGUUGUCCUUCUGGAAGGUUCCCCCAUCUCCACAGAGGAACUCUGGAGCUUUAUCAGAGUGACCAUCGGGUUCUUGGUCACCUCCCUGACCAAGGCCCUUCUCCCCCGAUUGCUCAGUUUGGCCGGGCAGCCAGCUCUAGGAAGAGUCUUGGUGGUUCCAAACUUCUUCCAUUUAACAAUGAUGGAGGCCACUGUGUUCUUGGGGACCUUCAAUGCUGCAGAAAUAUUUUGAUAUCCUUUCCCGGAUCUGUGCCUCGACACAAUCCUGUCUCGGAGCUCUACAGACAAUUCCUUCGACCUCAUGGCUUGGUUUUUGCUCAGACAUGCACUGUCAACUGUGGGACCUUAUAUAGACAGUUGUGUGCCUUUCCAAAUCAUGUCCAAUCAAUUAAAUUUACCACAGGUGGACGCCAAUCAAGUUGUAAAAACAUCUCAAGGAUGAUCAAUGGAAACAGGAUGCACCUGAGCUCAAUUUCGAGUCUCAUAGCAAAGGGUCUGAAUACUUAUGUAAAUAAGGUAUUUCUGUUUUUUAUUUUUAAUACAUUUGCUAACAUUUCUUAAACCCUGUUUUUGCUUUGUCAUUAUGGGGUAUUGUGUGUAGAUUGAUGAGGAAAAACAUUAAUUUAAUCAAUUUUAGAAUAAGGCUGUAACGUAACAAAAUGUGGAAAAACGGGUCUGAAUACUUUCCUAAUGCACUGUAUUUCCCAAGCAAAGUUAUUGUUUUGUCUCCUCGGCUAUAGAAGGUUGUAGCUCAGCCUAUGAAUGUCAAACAAACUGAACAAUGAUAUCCCCAUAUUCAUCGAAGUCACGUCUUUCCUGGGUAUUUUACAGCUUGUGUCUAGCAUAAAGCAUCAUGGACCAAAGCGCUGUUAUGUCACUUUAUAUAAUCGGAUCUGUUUUUAUUUUCUUCAAAAGCUAACAAGGGCUAGGCCUAUACUUUUUGCCAUUUUCUUUAAUAAAAUGUAACCCUAUUGCUGCGUUUAGAUGGCAGGAGGUAGACGGCAAACCGGAUGUCAUUGUUUUUGAUGAGAGUAGGUCAGUAAAUGCCGUUGAGUCUGGCGGUGAAUGCCUUCAGCCGCCACGGUAGAUGGGACAAAUAUUUCAACUUUUGCCGUUUUCAGUAGCGUUGUUUUCUACCAGAUGUUGAUUUGCACUGUUUGUGUACUGAAAUCCCCAUAGCAACGCAUACGGUCGUGCAGGCUUGCUUUUGCAGUCACCAUAUUUCUUUGUCUUGUCCCGCUAUGUCCCGUUUUUUGCGUCCCUCGUCUAAAUGCAGCAUAUGGUAUACCCCCUCAAUUCGAGUCUUGGUUUUAACUUAGCAGCCCUUCACUAACACGGAAGUAGGCUAUUUAAAGAGUGCAUGGUGAGUGGAUGAAUUGACCGACAAAUCUAUGGAUAUAGCAACCUAUAGCCUAAUUUCGUCUGUCAAACAGGUAGGCCUACCUCUUAUUUCGUAAAAAGGAAGAAAUAGGCUCCAACACAAAGCCCUAUUGUUGUUAGUAAAGUCUAAUUAAAAUAAAGACGGUUUAAAUUAAUUAUGCCUACUCGAAUUUGCCUACUUUCAGCACCAUGAGCUCUCCAUUUCCGACUGAUUGUGCCGCGGCUGCUGCUUCAAGUUUCAGCACCACAAUAUAAGUUACUUGAAUCUUCCUUAUUGUGAGGUCAAUAUGUUAUUUGUCACAUGCGAAGAAUACAGCAGGUGUAGACCUUACCGUGAAAUGCUUACUAACAAGCCCUUAACCAACAAUGCAGAGUUUUAAAAACAGUAAGUACGAAUAUAUUAAUAUAUACAGUGGGGAGAAAAGUAUUUGAUACACUGCCGAUUUUGCAGGUUUUCCUACUUACAAAAUCCAGAAAAUCACAUUGUAUGAUUUUAAAGUAAUUAAUUUGCAUUUUAUUGCAUGACAUAAGUAUUUGAUCACCUACCAACCAGUAAGAAUUCCGGCUCUCACAGACCUGUUAGUUUUUCUUUAAGAAGCCCUCCUGUUCUCCACUCAUUACCUGUAUUAACUGCACCUGUUUGAACUCGUUACCUGUAUAAAAGACACCUGUCCACACACUCAAUCAAACAGACUCCAACCUCUCCACAAUGGCCAAGACCAGAGAGCUGUGUAAGGACAUCAGGGAUAAAAUUGUAGACCUGCACAAGGCUGGGAUGGGCUACAGGCAAGCAGCUUGGUGAGAAGGCAACAACUGUUGGCGCAAUUAUUAGAAAAUGGAAGAAGUUCAAGAUGACGGUCAAUCACCCUCGGUCUGGGGCUCCAUGCAAGAUCUCACCUCGUGGGGCAUCAAUGAUCAUGAGGAAGGUGAGGGAUCAGCCCAGAACUACACGGCAGGACCUGGUCAAUGACCUGAAGAGAGCUGGGACCACAGUCUCAAAGAAAACCAUUAGUAACACACUACGCCGUCAUGGAUUAAAAUCCUGCAGCGCACGCAAGGUCCCCCUGCUCAAGCCAGCGCAUGUCCAGGCCCGUCUGAAGUUUGCCAAUGACCAUCUGGAUGAUCCAGAGGAGGAAUGGGAGAAGGUCAUGUGGUCUGAUGAGACAAAAAUAGAGCUUUUUGGUCUAAACUCCACUCGCCGUGUUUGGAGGAAGAAGAAGGAUGAGUACAACCCCAAGAACACCAUCCCAACCGUGAAGCAUGGAGGUGGAAACAUCAUUCUUUGGGGAUGCUUUUCUGCAAAGGGGACAGGACGACUGCACUGUAUUGAGGGGAGGAUGGAUGGGGCCAUGUAUUGCGAGAUCUUGGCCAACAACCUCCUUCCCUCAGUAAGAGCAUUGAAGAUGGGUCGUGGCUGGGUCUUCCAGCAUGACAACGACCCGAAACACACAGCCAGGGCAACUAAGGAGUGGCUCCGUAAGAAGCAUCUCAAGGUCCUGGAGUGGCCUAGCUAGUCUCCAGACCUGAACCCAAUAGAAAAUCUUUGGAGGGAGCUGAAAGUCUGUAUUGCCCAGCGACAGCCCCGAAACCUGAAGGAUCUGGAGAAGGUCUGUAUGGAGGAGUGGGCCAAAAUCCCUGCUGCAGUGUGUGCAAACCUUGUCAAGACCUACAGGAAACGUAUGAUCUCUGUAAUUGCAAACAAAGGUUUCUGUACCAAGUUCUGCUUUUCUGAUGUAUCAAAUACUUAUGUCAUGCAAUAAAAUGCAAAUUAAUUACUUAAAAAUCAUACAAUGUGAUUUUCUGGAUUUUUGUUUUAGAUUCCGUCUCUCACAGUUGAAGUGUACCUAUGAUAACAAUUACAGAUCUCUACAUGCUUUGUAAGUAGGAAAACCUGCAAAAUCUGCAGUGUAUCAAAGUAUUUAGUCAGCCACCAAUUGUGCAAGUUCUCCCAAUUAAAAAGAGGAGAGAGGCCUGUAAUUUUCAUCAUAGGUACACGUCAACUAUGACAGACAAAUUGAGAAAGAAAAUCCAGAAAAUCACAUUGUAGGAUUUUUAAUGAAUUUAUUUGCAAAUUAUGGUGGAAAAUAAGUAUUUGGUCACCUACAAACAAGCAAGAUUUCUGGCUCUCACAGACCUGUAACUUCUUCUUUAAGAGGCUCCUCUGUCCUCCACUCGUUACCUGUAUUAAUGGCACCUGUUUGAACUUGUUAUCAGUAUAAAAGACACCUGUCCACAACCUCAAACAGUCACACUCCAAACUCCACUAUGGCCAAGACCAAAGAGCUGUCAAAGGACACCAGAAACAAAAUUGUAGACCUGCACCAGGCUGGGAAGACUGAAUCUGCAAUAGGUAAGCAGCUUGGUUUGAAGAAAUCAACUGUGGGAGCAAUUAUUAGGAAAUGGAAGACAUACAAGACCACUGAUAAUCUCCUUCGAUCUGGGGCUCCACGCAAGAUCUCACCCCGUGGGGUCAAAAUGAUCACAAGAAUGGUGAGCAAAAAUCCCAGAACCACACGGGGGGACCUAGUGAAUGACCUGCAGAGAGCUGGGACCAAAGUAACAAAGCCUACUAUCAGUAACACACUACGCCGCCAGGGACUCAAAUCCUGCAGUGCCAGACGUGUCCCCCUGCUUAAGCCAGUACAUGUCCAGGCCCGUCUGAAGUUUGCUAGAGUGCAUUUGGAUGAUCCAGAAGAGGAUUGGGAGAAUGUCAUAUGGUCAGAUGAAACCAAAAUAGAACUUUUUGGUAAAAACUCAACUCGUCGUGUUUGGAGGACAAAGAAUGCUGAGUUGCAUCCAAAGAACACCAUACCUACUGUGAAGCAUGGGGGUGGAAACAUCAUGCUUUGGGGCUGUUUUUCUGCAAAGGGACCAGGACGACUGAUCCGUGUAAAGGAAAGAAUGAAUGGGGCCAUGUAUCGUGAGAUUUUGAGUGAAAACCUCCUUCCAUCAGCAAGGGCAUUGAAGAUGAAACGUGGCUGGGUCUUUCAGCAUGACAAUGAUCCCAAACACACCGCCCGGGCAACGAAGGAGUGGCUUCGUAAGAAGCAUUUCAAGGUCCUGGAGUGGCCUAGCCAGUCUCCAGAUCUCAACCCCAUAGAAAAUCUUUGGAGGGAGUUGAAAGUCUGUGUUGCCCAGCGACAGCCCCAAAACAUCACUGCUCUAGAGGAGAUCUGCAUGGAGGAGUGGGCCAAAAUACCAGCAACAGUGUGUGAAAACCUUGUGAAGACUUACAGAAAAUGUUUGACCUGUGUCAUUGCCAACAAAGGGUAUAUAACAAAGUAUUGAGAAACUUUUGUUAUUGACCAAAUACUUAUUUUCCACCAUAAUUUGCAAAUAAAUUCAUUAAAAAUCCUACAAUGUGAUUUUCUGGAUUGUUUUCUCUCAUUUUGUCUGUCAUAGUUGAUGUGUACCUAUGAUGAAAAUUACAGGCCUCGCUCAUCUUUUUAAGUGGGAGAACUUGCACAAUUGGUGGCUGACUAAAUACUUUUUUCCCCCACUGUAUAUAUAUGAAAAAUAAAAUAAAAAAAUAAUACAAAUACUAAACAAGUAACACAAUAAAAUAACAAUAAUAAGGCUAUAUAGAUGGGGUACCAGUACUGAGUCAAUGUGUGGGGGUACAGGUUAGUCGAGGUAAUAUAAACAUGUAGGUAGGGGUAAAGUGACUAUGCAUAGAUAACAAACAGCGAGGAGUAGAGGUGUAAAAAAGGGGGUCAAUGCAAAUAGUCCGGGUAGCCAUUUGGUUAACUGUUUAGCAGUCUUAUGGAUUGGGGGUUGAAGCUGUUCAGGAGCCUUUUGGACCUAGACUUGGCGCUCUGGUAUCGCUUACCGUGCAGUAGCAUAGAGAACAGUCUAAGAUUUGGGUGGAUGGAGUCCAAUUUAUAGGUCCUUCUUCUGACACUGCCUGGUAUAGAGGUCCUGGAUGGCAGGACGCUUGCCCUAGUGAUGUACUGGGCCUUAUGCACUACCAUCUGUAGCGCCUUGCGGUAAUAACUCUGAUAAAUACAUCAUGGGCAAUAAACAUAUUGUUUUUAAUUAAAUCAAUUAUAGUAGUAGCAAGCUAUCAAAGUCGACCAUAGGCUAUAGGCUAGUCCGCACACAAGAUAGUUAAUUAUUUGGACUAGGCCUAAUCAACAACAACAAAAAUCGGAAGAAGCCUUUGACUCUCCUCCUGAACUGCCACUGUAGGCCUACACAGCACAGCCAUUGGUUAGGCAUCACACAAAAACGUUUUUGAUAAGCAAGAGCAGAGCGGGCGGGGCUCAAGGUUGGAAUAUCCAUUGCCGUGUGUAAUGCAGCCUAGUUUUAUUUACACCGUCCCAGCAGCUAUCUUAGAAAUAUAACUUUGCUCCGUGCUUCUCCGAGCAUGCACUUUGUAGCCUAUAGCCUAUAGUCUAUGGAUAAUUUGAUUGAGACCACACUAAAUAGUCUUUAGGCGCACUUGAAGGCUAUUUAUGCGCGCCCAGCUGAGAAUCAGAGAUGAGGCGGCAUCGGGCACACAUCGAUAUGUAGCCUAAUAAGCCAUUAAUUGAAAUAUUGAAAUUUCAUCCAUUACAAAUGACAUGACCCUCCCCUGGACUAGAUAAAAAAAAAGACUAAACCCUCACCUUGACUGAAAUUGAAAAAGCAUGACCCUCCGGGUACCCAUUCUGUUCAUUUCAAUCCAUCCCUUAUCCAUUUUGUAUGAAAUGUUACAAAUUACAAUUUGUAUGAUAUGUUAUGAAUUGCAAUUCGUACAAUAUGUUACGAAUUUGCAAAACAUAUGAAAUGUUACGAAUUUCAAUCUGUUGUGGCUAACAUUGGCUUGGUGGCUAACACUAACGUUAGCUAGGUGGUUAAUGUUAACUAAGCUAGGGGUUAAGGUUAGGUUUAAGGUUAGGGGAAGGGUUAGCUUACAUGCUAAGUAGUUGCAAAGUAGCUAAAAGUAGUAAGUAGUUGCAAAGUUGCUAAUUAGCUAAAAUGCUAAAGUUGUCCGAGAUGAGAUUCGACCAUGCAACCUUUGGGUUGCUAGAUGUUCGCAUUAUACACCCGGCCAACCACCCUCCUUUAGUUUUUCCCUUAAGUAACCUUCUGUCUUAUGUACAUACCAAACGUAGAAUAUCAUACUCAUUUUAGUGUCCUGCAUUUACUUUCACUAUGUUACGUCUAUUCUAUGAGACCAGGCUUUACUCCCAGUCUUAGCAUUUCUGACAGGGUCACAAACCAAAGGGAAAGCCGGUACAGUCUAGAAAUAAUGAAAUAAAUGAGUUGAAUUUAAUUCUCGCAGGCGACUCUUGACUGAGCUCGACAGUUAAGAGUAAAUAAUUUAUGUCCAGUUAUGUAAUUGAGGUCUGUGCCACUUGGCUGCCUUCUGCUGUGCUACUACCCUGAAUGUGUUGGUCGGGAUACACUUGAUCUGCAUCUGAAAUUACACCCUAUUCCAUAAUGCCACUACUUUUCAACAGGGUGCCAUUUCUGAUACAGCCAUAUUGGAACCCAGAUCAUUGUAUUACUUCAACAAUGCGUGUGGUUGAUGUUGAAGCCUCUUGGGUUAAAUGGGAGCACUUCCUACUAUGUGACUGUUUGAUCUGCUGCCCAAAGCUCUGUUCCCUCACAUCAACAGUAUGAUUGUUCUAUUUCUGAUGUGUUAACUUGUAAUGAUCAUCAGAGAGGUUAUUUUUGUCAAGUAUAUUCCAUUGCUUGCUUUGUGUGUGUGUGUGUGUGUGUGUGUGUGUGUGUGUGUGUGUAUUUUAGUAAUACCUUCUCCCUCUCCACAGGGAACAUAAUUGGUUCUGGAAUCUUCAUAUCUCCUAAGGGGGUUCUAGAGCAUUCGGGUUCAGUGGGUCUAGCACUGAUUGUGUGGGUACUAGGGGGCUGCAUAGCUGCCCUGGGCUCUCUCUGCUAUGCUGAGCUGGGGGUCACCAUCCCCAAGUCAGGGGGGGACUACUCCUACGUCACAGAAAUAUUCGGAGGCCUUGUUGGGUAGGUACCACUCAUCCAAUGUGUAUAGUGUGUAAGCUUAUUAUGAAACAACACAAGGUUGGAUUUGCUUGGUAUUGGGGGUCAGAAGGGUUGGUUGAAUAUUCAAUUGACUGUUCAGUUUAUGCGAUAAAAAUAAAUAAAAAAUAGCUAAUAAAAAACACAAAGUUGGAUCAAAGCAAUGACAUAUUUGACUGUUUCUCUCCCAUCCCAGGUUCCUCCUCCUGUGGAGUGCGGUGCUCAUCAUGUACCCCACUACCCUGGCUGUCAUCGCCCUCACCUUCUCUAACUAUGUCCUACAGCCUGUCUUCCCCGACUGUGUCCCUCCAUACUUGGCCACACGCUUGCUGUCAACAGUCUGUCUAUGUAAGUACCGUGUUCCUGUGCCUGAACUCACUUAUGUAAAGGAAAUUAAGGUAACCCCAAAAAGAUCUACUGUGUGCGUGCAUAUGUGUGUGUGAGUGCGUGCAUGAGUGUGUGUGUGUGCUAAAUAUUUUUUUUGCAACGUGCAUGCCCCGCCCACCUGAGAAUCUGUAUUUUUCAGCCAUCUUUUUCCUGUGUUAGAGGGGUGCAAAAUCCACUUGUCACUUAAAUCGCGCUGGAUUGAUUGCUUUCAUUUUACUCCUGCGACUCUUUCAUACUCUUGCUUGCGCCUGUCAUUUUUUCCCGUUAACGUUACAACCUGUCAAAUGACCUGUCGAACACACCCCGGUGAUGGCUGAAAUGGGCUCAAUGGAAUGCAUUGUCUUUCCUUUGAAUCUAUAAGAACGCUAAAGCUUAGUCUGGGAUUUAACGCACCGUCUGGCCACUUCCAUCACUAGAAGGAGAAGAAAGAUAACUUUAAUUUGAUGGUGUUCAUUUUUUGUGGAACUGAAAAAAGUAAUCAUUUAAUACAGUUGAAAUGUUUACAAAUUAGAUGCACUGAAAUGAAAGCAACUUCCGAAAAUGGGCACUCUGAUUAGUGAUAUUAUGUCUGAUCUCCCAAACAAUGUAAAGGAUGUUAAAAUAGGUGUAAUUUAGAGCCAAGGGUGUUGAUUGUUAAUCCGAGGAUAUCCUGCUAUUGACACACUUGUUGAAAUAUGCAAGGACGUGACAACAACAACAAUUAAUAAGGCAGUCUAGACCACACAGGUGAGUGCAGGUAUGGUAGACAGAGCAAGUGUUUGGUGGUUGCUGCCCUGUUCCACCCCUUUAUGUUAAUGUUUUACUAUAUGCAGUGUAUUUAUUCAAAUUACGCACAUAUAAUUGUAUUUAUUUUAACACAAAAUAUUUUUUUUAAAUACCUGAUACAAUAAGAAAAUGUAUAUAUGACUGCAUUGUCAGAAGAAAUAAGUAAAAUGUUACAAUAAGUUGAAUACCUGAAUUCAUUAUUUGUCUGUGCCAGUAAAAUGUUUAUGUGCUAUAAUUCAGUCAGUAUCGGAUUAUAACAAUUCUAAAUGUUUGGAGUAGUAUCUUCAUCCAUUGUCCAAUUGUUGCAUUUAUUAAAAUUGUUCUUUUAAACUUUUAACAAUUUUAAUGACUGUUGCUAAUGUUUUUUAUGGGAAGUUUCUGGUACAACAGAGUAAAAUAUCUCUUACAUAACCAUUGCCUCGAAGCCUUUCACAGUUGGAGACAGGAAUAUAAAAAAAAUGCAUGGUGUGUCAAAUAGAAAAUGGAAGGGAGAGACAGGAGGAAGGAGUGGGCAGUAAAGUUAGGGAAACAAAGACUGAUGAAGUGUAACGUUUCUGAAGGAUGUAUAAAAUCAUCCCAAUGGACAAACCAUCCUUGUGGGCAAAAUAUGCUAUGGGAUGUCAGGGUGACCUCAUUUUCUGGUUCUUAAUUAGUUUUCAGUUCUUUUUCCAGAAUAUUUGAUUUUUAUCUGGUUAUAGACUUAUUUUUCUGGUCGCUUAAAAGACAUCUAAAAACAUCAUUUUUUUUCAACACCGUCAUGCCAUAAAGACAUCAGAAUGACAUCACUGCAGCCAGUUUUGUAAACCUGAGGGAACUUGUACUUAGGGCUCUAUUCAAUCAGAUCAGCUUUAGCAGACAUCGGCAUAGCAGUUGUUUUGGCAGUCGGAGGUGGAACUGCAUUAGAGCUGUCAAAUCCACAAGCGGCUCCUGGCAUUAUACCUAAAGCGGACAUUGCCAUUGGCUGCACGGAGUCGCAUUAAGAGAAAUCCCAUCCAGCCUUGUUUACAAGUUCGUACACUUGAAUGUGCGAUGUAAUCUACACCUCCAUUAGGAUGAUAGAAAUCCUCAUUAUUUAGUUUAAUAAUUAUUUCUAUAUACACUUUCUCGUUCUGAACUUCUAACGCGAGCGGGUUGGGUGUGGCUUCAUGACAAUGAUCGCAACCGCUAUGCAGGUGUCUGCUUUUGCUGGUUAACGCUUGAUCUGAUUGAACCUAGGCCUCCGUUUCAAUGUCAAGUACAGUGUCCCAUUUGUUGAAGUUAGAGCCAAUUUUGUCACCUGUGAUUUGUGUGUUGCUUUUUACUGGGUUGCAUCCCUCAAUCUAUUGACCAUGUGGACAUGUUAGUAUUACUAAUUACUUGGCACCAAGCUUAGGAGUACCUGCACUGUACCUCCACUGAUCCCUCACACUUGUUUGUUGGGGAACUGGAUGCCAAUGAUCUGGAGAAAACGUGAGCUUUCUCUCAGCCUCUUCAGGGACCUGCCCACCUGUCCUUUCUGGGUUUUGUUCUGUUGCAUCGGAAGCAGUUUGUUUUGGUGGCCUUGACAGCUCCCCUUUGUCUGUGAGAGCCAGGCCACCAUGAGAGAGAGAGAGGCAAGCCAAUGACAGUGAUGGAUGAGGUGAAACAAUGUGCCCACCCCUUUGCCUUACCAUUUCCCACAUUCCGGCCUGCCAUGGAAACUGCCAGGCCACUGCCACACUACCAACACCAUGUGCCCAGGCGUGAGCCCUGACUGACUGGAUAAGAGAACAUGUCACAUUACUGUGCACCUCACGGCUUGGCUGGCAUCCCUAAUGCCACAUUCCGAUUGGGCAAGAGCUCCCUUAUGUGAGGGCAAACAUCACUUCUGACAAAUCAUUGUAAAUAACUUGCUUAGGCUACCUUAUUUAAAUAGGGUUUAAAUAGUAUUUUGUUUUCUCAAAGAAACGCUUAAAGUAUUGUGUGUGUGUGUGUGUGUGUGUGUGUCUGCAGUGUUCCUGACCUGGGUGAACUGCUCCAGUGUGCGUCUGGCAACCAGGAUCCAGGAUGUUUUCACGGUGGGGAAGCUGGCAGCCCUGGGUCUCAUCAUAGUGGUCGGCCUGGUGCAGAUCUGCAAGGGUGAGAAAAACACACUCACCUUCUCUCUAGAAUGAUUUUCAUUAGCACACACUGUAGCAAGACAUUUUGCGACUGAAAACGAAAAUGAGGGUUUCUUAUUUAGCAAAUUCAGAUAAUAACUCCCAGUUUCGGACUGCUUUCUUCCAUUAUGUGCCUACUGAACAUGAUCCAGGUGCCGAAGGUUAAUAGCACCUUCAACAAACCAAUAGGACCUAGCACGUUUGUGAUAUUUACACGUUUUUAUUGAUCAAAGAGGCCAUCAUGCUAUUUCCCUAAAACAUCCCCCCAAGACAUUGAUGGUGAAUUUGUACCCCUUCAGGUAACUAUGAGGGACUGACGCCUCAGGUGGCUUUUGAGUUCAGCAGGAUGCCCUCAGUUGGGCAGAUCGCUCUGGCUUUCCUCCAGGCCUCUUUUGCCUUCAGUGGAUGGAACUUCCUGAACUAUGUCACAGAAGAAGUGGUUGAACCACGACGGUGAGCUUCUGGUUCACCAAACAUUAUUUUACUUUGCAUUCUAUUCUAUUCUAUUUGCAAUUAUCCAUCCAAUGCUGUGUACUGUAUAACCAGUCCGGCAUGAAAGCAAGCAUUGUGGAGUGAUGCACAGUUGUAUGUUGUGAUCUUGUGGUGGUAUAUCAAUGAAAAUAUUGAUAAGAAAUGUAAGUGAUAUAGUGCAAAAAAAUGUUUAUAUAAAGAGUUAGAUUUUUUUAUAUACACAAUGUAAAGUACACUACAUUACCAAAAGUAUGUGGACACCUGCUCGUCGAACAUCUCAUUCCAAAAUCAUGGGCAUUAAUAUGGAGUUGGGCCUAUAACAGCCUCCACUCUUCUGGGAAGGCUUUCCACUAGAUGUUGGAACUUGCUUCCAUUCAGCCACAAGAGCAUUAGUGAGCUCGGGCACUGAUGUUGGGCGAUUAUGCCUGGCUCGCAGUCGGCAUUCCAAUUCAUCCGAAAGGUGUUUGAUGGGGUUGAGGUCAGGGCUCUGUGCAGACCAGUCAAGUUUUUCCACACCGAUCCCGACAAACCAUUUCUGUAUGGACCUUGCUUUGUGCACUGGGGCAUUGUCAUGCCGAAACAGGAAAGCCAAGGCAGCAGCUACUCUUCCUGGGGUCCAAACAUAUUAAAGCACUUACAUUACAUAUAAAACAAAAUAUAAAACAGUACAUCAUAUGACAUUAUUACACCACUACCUAUCUACAAUACAAAAUGUUUAAUACCACCAUACAACAAUAUCACAAUGUGUGCGUAUGCAUGUGUCUAUAUCCUUGAGUGUGUCUCUUCAUAGUCCCCGUUGUUCCAUAAGGUGUAUUUUUUACCUGUUUUUAAAAAAUCGGAUUCUACUGCUUGCAUCAGUUACCUGAUGUGGAAUAGAGUUCCCUGUAGUCAUGGCUCUAUGUAGUACUGUGUGCCUCCCAUAGUCUGUUCUGGACUUGGGGACUGUGAAGAGACCUCUGGUGGCAUGUCUUGUGGGGUAUGCAUGGGUUUCCGAGCUGUGUGAUAGUAGUUUAAACAGACAGCUCAGUACAUUCAGCUUGUCAACACCUCUUACAAAAACAAGCAGUGAUGAAGUCAAUCUCUCUUCCACUCUGAGCCAGGAGAGACUGACGUGCAUGUCAUUAAUGUUAGCUCUCCGUGUACUUUUAAGGGCCAGCCGUGCUGCCCUGUUCUGAGCUAACUGCAAUUUUCCAAAGUCCCUCCCUGUGGCACCUGACUACACUACUCUACCACACUAGUCUAGGUGCGACAAAACUAGGGCCUGUAGGACCUGCCUUGUUGAUAGUGUUGUUAAGAAGGCAGAGCAGCGCUUAAUUAUGGACAUACUUCUCCCCAUCUUAGCUACUGUUGUAUCAAUUUGCUUUGACCAUGAUAGUCUACAAUCCAGGGUUACUCCAAGCAGUUUAGUCUCCUCAACUUGCUCAAUUUCCACAUUAUUCAUUACGAGAUGUAGUUGAGGUUUAGGGUUCAGUGAAUGAUUUGACCCAAAUACAAUGCUUUUAGUUUUGGAAAUAUUCAGGACUAACUUAUUCCUUGCCACCCAUUCCAAAACGGACUGCAACUCUUUGUUAAGUGUUGCAGUUAUUUCAGUUGCUGUAGUAGCUGACGUGUAUAGUGUUGAGUCAUCCGCAUACAUAGACACACUGGCUUUACUCAAAGUGGCAUGUCGUUAGUAAAGAUGGAAGAAAGUCCAAUGGCGGCGAGCUUUACACCACUCCAGCCGAUGUUUGGCAUUGCGUAUGGUGAUCUUAGGCUUGUGUGCGGCUGCUCGGCCAUGGACGAACAUUUAUUGUGCUGACGUUGCUUCCAGAAGCAGUUUGGAACUCGGUAGCGAGUGUUACAACUGAGGACAGAUGAUUUUUACGUGCUAUACGCUUCAGCACUCGGCAGUCCCGUUCUGUGAGCUUGUGUGGCCUACCACUUUGCAGCUGAGCCGUUGUUGCUCCUAACAGCAUUUACAGUUGACUGGGGCAGCUCUAGCAGGGCAGAAACGGGUGUGGCUGAACUAGCCGAAUCCACUAAUUUGUCCACAUACUUUUGUAUAUAUAGUGUGUAUUUCACAUCAGCUGCCUUCUUAUUUCCCCAACAAUGCAUGAUUUAUGAGACUGUGUGUUGAUUGCAUGGUUUGUAUACUGUGUGGAAUACCUCAUCAGUAGUUUGUGUACCUCGUGGAUGACCUCAUCAGUAGUUUUUGGACAUGUGGAUUACCUCAUCAGUAGUUUGUGUACCUUGUGGAUGUCCUCAUCAGUAGUUUUUGUACCGUGUGGAUUACCUCAUCAGUAGUUUAUGUACCUUGUGGAUGAACUCAUCAGUAGUUUUUGUACCAUGUGGAUGACCUCAUCAGUAGUUUAUGUACCUUGUGGAUGACCUCGUCAGUAGUUUUUGUACCAUGUGGAUUACCUCAUCAGUAGUUUAUGUACCUUGUGGAUGACCUCGUCAGUAGUUUUUGUACCAUGUGGAUUACCUCAUCAGUAGUUUAUGUACCUUGUGGAUGAACUCAUCAGUAGUUUUUGUACCAUGUGGAUUACCUCAUCAGUAGUUUAUGUACUUUGUGGAUGACCUCAUCAGGAACCUACCUCGUGCCAUUUACAUCUCCAUCCCAUUGGUGACCUUUGUGUACACGCUCACCAACAUCGCCUACUUCUCCGCCAUGUCACCCGAGGAGCUGCUCUCAUCCAACGCUGUGGCCGUCGUGAGUAACGCUGUUCACUUUGCUUUGAGACAUGACAAAAACUGCCUGGAGUACUGUCCUUUAAUAGUGUCAUUAUUUGAUGUAUUGACUUACUGAAUGUUCAACACAAUGCAUGUUCACAUAGAGAUGCCCUUUAAUAAUUUAUGAAAAAUACUUGCUAUACAUCAAGUUAUCCAAGGCUUGUUUUUUGUCCUAAAUGUAAAACUUGUUCUGCUGCAGACAUUUGGAGAGAAGCUCCUGGGGAUGUUCUCUGUCAUUAUGCCCAUCUCUGUAGCCUUGUCCACGUUCGGAGGCAUCAACGGCUACCUCUUCACCUCCUCAAGGUAUUUGUAUUUAUUAUGGAUCCCCAUUAGCUGCUGUAAAGGGAGCAGGUACUCUUCCUGGGGUCCAGCAAAAUUAAGGCUGUUAUACAAAUAACAAAAAUUACAAUAUAUUCAUAACAGAUUUCACAACACACUAAGUGUGUGCCCUCAGGCCCCUACUCCACUACCACAUAUCUACAACACAAAAUCCAUGUGUACGUGUGUGUAUAGUGUGUAUGUUAUCGCGUGUGUAUGCAAAUCAAAUCAAAUCAAAUGUUAUUAUGCAUGACAAAUAAGGUGUAGACCUUACCGUGAAAUGCUUACUUACAAGCCCUUAACCAACAAUGCAGUUCAAGAAGUAGAGUUAAGAAAAUCUUUACUAAAUAAACUAAAGUAAAAAAUGUAAUAAAAAGUAACACAAUAACGAGGCUAUAUACAGGGGGUACCGGUACCGAGUCAAUGUGCGGGGGUACAGGUUAGUCAAGGUAAUUUGUACAUGUAGGUAGGGGUAAAGUGACUAUACAUAGAUAAUAAACAGCGAGUAGCAGCAGUGUAAAAACAAAGGGGGGGGGGGGGGGGGGGGGGGGGGGGUCAAUGUAAAUAAUCCGGGUGGCCAUUUCAUUAAUUGUUCAGCAGUCUUAUGGCUUGGCGGUAGAAGCUGUUAAGGAGCCUGAUGAAGACAGCUUGUCUGUCGAAACUUUGGUUAUAAGGUUAUUAAAUUAUUGCAUCUGAGCUCCUAGAGUGUGCGGCUCUCCUUUUCUUUUUCAAGGAGCCUUUUGGACCUAGACUUGGCGCUCCAGUACCGCUUGCCGUGCAGUAACAGAGAGAACAGUCUAUGACUUGGGUGACUGGAGUGGCAUGUGUCUAUGUUUGUGUUGCUUCACAGUCCUCGCUGUUCCAUAAGGUGUAUUUUUAUUUUAUUUUAAAUUCUGAUUCUACUUACUGCUUGCAUCAGUUACCUGAUGUGGAAUAGAGUUGAGGGGUCAACCCUGGGAAAAAUGUCCUCUAGGCUGUGUCUCAAUCCACAAGAAUGCUGCCUUUGGAUUGAGGCACAUCCCUGGAAACGGAGGUGCAUUAAUGUUUAUUAAGUUAGUUAAAUGAUUGUACAUGGGUCUAUACACCGUCUAUGUUUUUAUGUGUCUUUCUAGAUUGUGUUUCUCUGGGGCCAGAGAGGGACAUCUACCCAGCUUGCUGGCUAUGAUCCACUUUAAGAACUGCACCCCUAUCCCAGCUCUCCUCUGCUGUGUAAGAAACUAAAACGUAUAUUCUACUAUUUCUAGUACACACUCAGUGGCCAACUCAAUGCAGCUGUUACAGCCCUUAACCACUGUCUGCGGUAGGCUUGCUCUGUGUUCUAUACCUCAAUCAGGUACUUAACAGUUGUCCUCACCUCUCGUCUCUGUCUCUGUCUCUGUCUCUGUCUCUGUCUCUCUCUCUCUCUCUCUCUCUCUCUCUCUCGAUCUCUCUUUGUCUUGCAGUGUACUGCCACCAUUGUAAUCCUGUGUAUAGGAGAGACGCACAACCUGAUCAACUAUGUGUCCUUCAUCAACUACCUCUCCUAUGGAGUCACCAUCGCAGGCCUGCUCUACUACCGAUGGAAGAAGCCCAAACUAUACAGACCAAUUAAGGUAUUAUUACUCCAGGCAUGGUUCAAUCAUGUCCCCCUCUCUGACAUUUCUGUAAAGUGUAGAACUGUUUUUAUAUAGGAGGAUGUCAGUUUGUGCUAGUUUGCAUUAGAGAUAAAUGAUUGACACAGUAAUUGACAAAUAAGAGCAAACUACAGCAAUACAGUGAUCCUGUUCUCAUCUACUGUUGAAAACUUCAGAGUAGAAGCAGGUCUUUCCUCUGUCCUCCUCACCAGGUGAUUCAUUGAAAGAUGAGCGGCACGUGACACUCUCUCCAUUAUAAAAACGAAUCUGUUCUCAUCCCUGCUCAUCAGGUAAACCUGCUUGUCCCUAUCACCUACCUGAUGUUCUGGGCCCUGUUGCUGGGCUUCAGUCUGUAUUCUGAGCCAGUGGUGUGUGGUGUCGGGCUGGUCAUCAUGCUCACCGGUGUACCAGUCUACUUCCUGGGGGUGCACUGGAAAGGCAAGCCGAAGUGUAUCUAUGACUUCAUCGGUGGGUGUCCUCCUCUUCAAACCUGAAAAUACAUGUUUGUCUUAAUAAACUCUCUUUGCCCAAAAAAUAUCUGUAUUUCUGAAUUUAAAUUCACCCACAUGUAUUUAAUAGUAUCCAACCUCCCUAAACCCUAUAUACUGUAUAUGACAAGUAUCAAACCAUUCUUUAUUUCAGUAGACCCAGAUACAUGGCAUUUAAAAGGAAUCCUACUUUAGUGGUCUGGUCAGACACUUUGUUGUGAUGCUAAACGUGGGCCCUGUUUUCUCACAGAGUCAGCGACCUACGUGGCACAGAGGCUGUGUUUCGUGGUCUUCCCCCAGUUCGACCCUAUCGAGAUCAGUCCGAUCGAAGAAUGGCCUGACACAUCUUCCAACACUCUCUCUGGGAAGUCUUAA
Messenger RNA from Coregonus sp. 'balchen', 19566 nucleotides. Lineage: Eukaryota; Metazoa; Chordata; Actinopteri; Salmoniformes; Salmonidae. The record is from the annotation of a GenBank genome assembly.